AUGGGAGUGCGGAGCCUUUUGGUGGCCAGCACGGUGCUGGCUUUGGGUCUGGCGCUCACUGGGGCCACCAACCCUGGCUUUGUGGUCAGGAUCACCCAGGCAGGCUUGGACUACGCCAAGCAGCACGGGGUUGCUGUCUUGGAGAAGGAGCUGGCCCAGCUGAAGCUGCAAGACAUCUCAGGUGAAUCCCGAAUCCGGAUCUUGGGGAAGGUGCGCUACGAGAUCUCCAGACUGAACCUUCGCAAUUUCCAGUUGCCGCACUCGCAGAUUUCCCUGGUCCCCAACCAGGGCCUGCAAGUCUCCAUCUCCAACGCCUUUGCUGAGCUGGACGGGAACUGGCGUGUGAAGCUGCGCUUCCUCCGGCACCAUGGGUCAUUCAACCUGAACGUGGAGCACAUAUACAUCAAGACCACCCUGAAGCUGGGCAGAGAUGCCUCUGGGAAGCCAACGAUUGAUGUCUCUGCCUGCAGCACCAGUAUCUCCAAUGUCCGCGUACGCUUUUCAGGCAAAUUGAGUUGGCUUUACAACCUCUUCCACAAAACCAUUGAGUCCAAAUUCAAGAAAAACUUGGAGGACAAGGUCUGCGAAAGCCUGAGUAGCUCUGUCAGAAGAUACCUACAGCCUUACCUCCAGACCGUACCAGAAGCAAACGCACGUGAAACUGCUAUAGUGCUGUUGUACCAGGGAGCCGGGGCAAGGCUCUGCCCAGGCGUCAGCGGAGGCAAGCUGCUCCUGGCUCGCUCACCCUCUGCCCCGUGUCUUGCAGUAACAGCCAAGAUAGAUGCCGUGGCUGGGAUCGAUUACUCCUUGACAGCACCCCCGGUUGCCACUGCCCAGUUCCUCAAUGCGGACCUGAAGGGCGAAUGCUUCUCCCUGGCACAACACACCGCCAUCCCCUUCACGCCGCCAGCGCUGGCCUUUCCUCCUGAUCACAGCCGCAUGGUUUACUUCGGGGUCUCCAGCUACUUCUUCAACACCGCCAGCUUCGCCUACCACACGGCUGGGGCACUGGUCUUUGAAAUCACAGACUCCAUGAUCCCGAAGGACAUCGAAUUCCGUUUGAACACCUCCACCUUUGCGGCCUUCCUUCCCCAGCUGGACAAGAUGUACCCCAACAUGCCGAUGAAGUUGAGGCUGUCCGCUCCCUCCGCCCCGUUCCUGAGCAUUGGAACAAACGGGGUCUCGCUCCAGCCUGUUGUGGACAUCCAGGCUUACGCCAUCUAUCCCAACGGCAACCUGGCCCCCCUCUUCCUCCUCAGCUUGACAGGCAACGUGUCUGCCACCGCGGACGUGAGGUCCGGCCGCAUGGUUGGGAGCCUGGCCCUGGGCAGGAUGAAGCUCACGCUGAAGCAUUCAGAUGUCGGCACUGGCACUUUCAAGGUGAAAAUGAUGCAGUCAAUAAUGAACAUAGUUGCCUCCAGUAUCCUGCUCCCACGUCUUAAUGAGAGAUUAGGUAAGGGCUUCCCUCUGCCACUACCAGCCCAAGUACAGCUCUCCGAUCUCCUCGUGCAGUUUCAUGAGAAUUUCCUGCUGUUUGGAGCAAACGUUCGCUACCAGCCCAGGCAAGGCAGAUAGAUGACCAAAGCGACCUUCAGCACCGACAACGCCCCCCUCUCGCCUGCCCCGUGCUGCCCCUCCGAGGGGACCCGGUUCCCGUCCCGCACCCCUGGCUCCCAACCCCGGCUCCCCCCCGCCGUCCCCGCCGCCGAGACGGCAAACAAACGGUUCUGCCAGAACGUGACUCAUCGGCCGCCCCAGCCCGAGCAGCCAGAGGACAAACCGCAGACGCGCAGGCCAGGGCCAGAACCGCCCGAGGGGCCGAGCCCCACGGCCCGGGCUGGGCUGAGGGGACCGCGGGAGCCCGGGGGUCCCUGCCCACCCCAAAUCGCCGCUGCUGCGGGUCCUGGGCCCUCUCCUGCCCUGGCCCCGAGGGGCCACCGACCACCACGCUGCUGGGGCCGACGGAGCCGAGGCUCGGGACGAGGCCUGGCGGCGGCGGCUUCCCCUCCUGCACGUGCUUCACCUUCACCGAGCGCUUCCCCGCGGUGCUGUACAAAGCCUUGCUCAGUCGGGGGGCUUCCAGCGCCCUCGCGGGGGCUGCGCCCCGCUCUGAGCCUUUGAUAUAAAAUGCAACAUGGAAAUCGCUCCCGUUACCGCGUUGUUAUAACGCCCUUCGUGCACCUCCCACCGGGGCGGAGAGGCGGCCGGGAGGGCCUUUCAGGACACCUUCAUCCCCCUUGCCGCGACAAAACACGGCGGACAAGCACGCUUUUCCCUUUAUUUAUUCUAUCCCGGGGGGGGAGCGCCGCAGGGACCGGGCCAGCCCCGCCGGAA
Messenger RNA from Cygnus atratus (black swan), 2334 nucleotides. RefSeq names its product bactericidal permeability-increasing protein-like. Gene Ontology annotation, biological process: defense response to Gram-negative bacterium; lipopolysaccharide-mediated signaling pathway; innate immune response. Gene Ontology annotation, molecular function: lipopolysaccharide binding. NCBI's taxonomy places the organism in Eukaryota, Metazoa, Chordata, Aves, Anseriformes, Anatidae. The record is from RefSeq and is a predicted model, not a curated record.